This is a messenger RNA of Aspergillus chevalieri, 1047 nucleotides long. Its product is annotated as RING finger protein. The coding region runs from base 1 to 1047 and encodes 348 amino acids. The transcript has 6 exons. Gene Ontology annotation, biological process: anaphase-promoting complex-dependent catabolic process. NCBI's taxonomy places the organism in Eukaryota, Fungi, Ascomycota, Eurotiomycetes, Eurotiales, Aspergillaceae. The record is from RefSeq and is a predicted model, not a curated record. Gene Ontology annotation, molecular function: cullin family protein binding; ubiquitin protein ligase activity; zinc ion binding. Gene Ontology annotation, cellular component: anaphase-promoting complex.
AUGACCAAUUCGACAUCAAAAUUUCUCGUCAACAUGCCCACUAGAAGUGGGUCAUCUUCCCUAGGGUAUCCGCAACCCCCCAUUUCAUCUCUCAAAACCCUCGAGUCACAAGUCAACGCGAACAUCCAGAGUACAUUUUCGACGAAGAGAAAGCGAACCGCAGCCAGCGAGAUAGAAACGCCCGUAGCACCCGUGAAGGGCCCGCGAAAAGCCAAUAAUACCCAGCGCGCGCCAGCCAAAGUUGUUGGUCGAACAGACGACGCGCCUGAACCCAAGUCCAAGAAACCAAGGACCAAAAAGCCAGAGCAGGAGAAAAGACUUAGGGUGUUCCGCAAGCAUGCGCCGCAGGCGUAUUUGGAUAGAUUGGCGCGAGCGACGUCUCAGAGAAUGUUCGCUGUAAGUUCCUCAGUCAACUGGACUGACAGUUACCCCAUCAUGGAAUUUGGAAUGGCCGGGUCCACCGGCAACCUUUACACUGUGACUAUAGGGAAGGUGCCAAGUUGCAGCUGCCCGGAUAAUCAAAAGGGAAACCAGUGCAAGCAUAUCUGCUACGUCCUAAGCAAAGCCCUCAAAGCCCCCGCACACCUCCAAUACCAACUCGCAUUCUUAUCAACGGAACUCAUCGAAAUAUACAAUGGAUCCUACCUCAGCCGCGAAACCAAACCCGAAGAGAACGCUGCCGGCAAGCGCAAGCCCAUCGAAGGCGACUGUCCUGUCUGCUUUAUGGAGUUCGAACCCGACAAGGAAAAUAUCGUUUGGUGUCGAGGGUCGUGCGGGAAUAACAUCCAUAAAGUCUGUUUUGAUAAAUGGGCUGCUACGCAGCGUGCGCAUGGGGUUCGCUGUGUUUACUGUCGCGCCCCAUGGGAAUUUGAAACUGAGAACCUCAACAUGGACGAACUCAAGAAAACCGGACGAGUCAAUGACGAAGGCUAUGUCAAUGUCGCAGACCAACUGGGUCUGUCUGGUGAACGUGACUCUUCAACAUACUAUCAGCCUUGGGAUUACCGGGAAUCGUACUAUUAUGGGCGGCGCAGGUAUAGAUACUAG